This is a messenger RNA of Cyprinodon tularosa, 4241 nucleotides long. RefSeq names its product transcription regulator protein BACH1-like. Lineage: Eukaryota; Metazoa; Chordata; Actinopteri; Cyprinodontiformes; Cyprinodontidae. The transcript has 5 exons. Bases 1196 to 3385 code for a protein of 729 amino acids. Gene Ontology annotation, molecular function: protein binding; RNA polymerase II cis-regulatory region sequence-specific DNA binding; DNA-binding transcription factor activity, RNA polymerase II-specific. Gene Ontology annotation, biological process: regulation of transcription by RNA polymerase II. The record is from RefSeq and is a predicted model, not a curated record.
UCCAAGGAAGUCUUUCAUGUCAACAACCACACCCAUGUCUGAGAACUAAAAUGAAACCAGUUGAAUAGCUUUAUCUUAAGAGUUUCACUUAGAGAUCAUUAUAUCUAUCAGUCGGGAAAACUGUUUCUCAACUCAACUAAACUACAGUUGAAGGUAUUAUCCACAAGAAAACAAUAAACACAUAAGAGUGCUGAACUUUUACACUUCCAGAAAUGGCUGCCAAAAUUAUUCCCAAGAGACAUCAGGAGGUUGAUCAGAUGACACAGAACAAUGUUUAAACCUCUAAAAAAAACAUACCAAUCCAACAUCAACAAAAUUCCAAUUUGGAGAGAACUAAUCUGAUUCUAGAUAGCUCGGAAAUUCUCCAGUUUUGGUAGACAUCAACUUUGCAAAGAGUUAGCCACAAUUUCAUGGCAGCAAUGAGAAAGAUUCAUUGUUAACUAAGGCAUAUUUUGUUAUAAAGAGUGCCACAACCAGUUACUAGGUGCAAGAGGCAAAUAUUUCUUCAUAUUGGUUCAUUUGAAUAGCUAUAAAAACUGUAUUUCGUGUUUUCCCAGGUUAUCUUUAUCUUAUAAUAAGAUAUGUUUAGGCAAAUAACAAAAAAUAAAGAAGGAUAAAUCUAUAUAGAGGGGAAUGCCUUUUGUAUCUAGCUGUGUUACCCGGUGGAAAUCAGUGUCUAUUCUGUUUUUUUUGAUGUACAGUAUAUCCUCAAAAUGAUCUGCUUGGUAUAAGUUAAUCAUCUUUAAACACAGAGUUUGUUCUCUCCCUUCUCCAUAGACUCUUUUGUUGUGCUCAGGGUGGAUUUCCUAAGUAAAGUCUGUUAGUUCACCAGACUGCCCCAAUGAGGUAAAAUGUGCUUGCUCAUCCUUUAUCAGAAGGAGUGCAUGAGUCAGCUCUGCUUUGUUACACCCAUGGUGGUUGCAACACACUUACAAACACGCAAACACACACACACACACACACACACACACACACACAUACACACACUCCCUGUAUUUCUCCCUCCCUCUUAUAUACGCACUCACAGGCCAUAUGACUGAGUCAAGUUCAGUUUUUAGUUUGUAGCUGAGCUGUGAUAAGGCAUUCUGGGAAACAGCCUGGUUGGACGGCAUUCCAUUUACCAAAAUCCAUGUCUGCAAGGCUGCUGGAACUUUCUUUAACACCUUAGAGAGUUGAAGAAAGCCAGCUUUCUAAGAUGUCUGUGAUGGCUGAGACUACCCCAUGGUCGUCUGUGUUUACAUUUGAGUCCACAGUGCAUUCCUCCCAGGUGCUGCACCGUCUGAAUGAACAGCGCUGCCGGGACAUGUUGUGUGAUGUGACGGUGCUGGUGGAGGGUCAGAGUUUUGGAGCCCACCGCUCUGUGCUCGCUUCCUGUAGCGAGUACUUCUUGCAAAAGAUCUCUUUCCUCUCCCAACAUGGAGCAGUGAUUACUUUACCAGAAGAGGUGACAGUGGAUGGAUUUGAACCAUUGCUGAAGUUUGCCUACACAUCCAAACUCAACUUUGGAAAAGAGAAUGUUUUAGAAAUACGAAACUCUGCCUCGAUUCUUGGCUUCAAGGACCUGGAUGAGGCAUGUUUUGAUUUCCUCCUACCAAAGUUCUUCUCAAGACGCAAAGGCUCUGCACCCAUUGUGAAAAAGACCUGUUGUUCCAAGGAAUGUAAGAGGCGAUUAUCAAAGGAAAAUUGUGGCACAGACUCUGACGAUGUGCUGUUGGAUGACAAAGAAGUAAAACCAGUCGCUGACUCACCACCCAAUCAGGACAUGACAUGGGACUGUGAAAAAUCAGUGAGCAUAAAAACGGGAAGUCAAAAUAGCACAGACAGUUUUGGCUCUGUAGCCGAAGGGUUAAUUGACCCAGUCAUACAAGGUCCAAAGUAUCGCAAGUUCCAGUUAGCUUGUGAGAAAGAAUUGUUUGCCAGUGAAAAAUGUCCCUUGACUCCUGCGUCUGCAGGGAUAAGGGGUGACUGUGUCCCCUCCUGCUUUCCGUGCCCCAACAAGACACACUGUAAAAGGGAAACUGUGGUUAAUUUCACUGGAAAUCCAACCUCCAACCUUGCCAUAGAGAGCAAAGUUGAAGCAGAGCAGUUAUGUGAAACUGAAAAGCACAAUUUGAAAUCAGAGAACUAUGGGAGCAAAGUCGUAAUCGAUACUUCUAAAGAAGACAGAUUUAAACAGGAAGGAAAGCAGGGAUCCAAGGGAGAGAAGAACAUUUGGUCAAAUGAAGAAGAGAUGGAAUAUACAUCAGAAAUUAUCUCAUCAGUGAUACCAACAGUCAAGACACACUCCCAAAAGCCAAGCACAGUCCUCUGUGAGGGAUUAUCAGGGACCUUUUGCCCCUUGAGGUGCUUCGAUGUAGAUUCCACAAUCUCUCAGUCAAUGGGGCAUAAAAUGCACGUUGUCAGCAUUACAGAAAGUAAAACAUCAAGAGACCAUGGUUCAGUAAAGACAUGCUCCACUUACCAAAAUGCAACAUUAGAAGAUCAGGAAAAAAACACAGAUGAUGCUAGUCAACUAGGAAGAAUAGAUCUACCAACAGCAAACACAAAUAGAGCUGCCAUCCUUCAAGAAAACUGUAGAGAAAGAAGCACACUGAAGACAGAGAGUAAAAAUCACCAUAGUGAGCGAUCAAAGAUAAGUAAAGACACCUACCAGCAAAAUAUCCUUGACUGUAAAGCAGGAUGUUCAACCGAUGCAUAUGGUGGAUGGGGGCAGAGCUCAUCUUUAGAGUGGUCAACUCCUCAGAACAACCUUGGUUCCACCAAAACUGGGUGCCCAUUUUAUAUGGAUUAUGACCAAAUGAACUGUGGAAUAUCUGAGUAUGAGGGGACACCUCCAUCAUGUGUGUCGUCGGUAAACUCAGGGGAAGACGGUGAUUCAGAGGCGGAAACAGAGGGAGACAGCGAGUUCUCCACAAAUGAGAGGGCCCUACAGGUGCAGUUGCCAUUCUCUGUGGACUGGAUUGUGAAUCUGAACCGUAAUGACUUUCAACAUCUGCUGAAGCAACAUACUCUUACCCAAGAACAACUGGAGUUUGUCCAUGAUGUUAGAAGGCGCAGCAAAAACCGCCUUGCAGCUCAGCGUUGCCGUAAAAGAAAGCUGGACUGCAUAUAUAAUCUACAGUGUGAAAUAAAUAAGCUGAAGACAGAAAGAGAGAAAUUAAUCAUGGAAAGGAACCAGCUGACCCAGAGGAAAACGGAAACAUGUCACACUGUAAGCACCUUGUGUCAGAAGGUCUGCAGCGAAGCCAACCUACUACCAGAGCAGCUCCAGGUGUUAGCCAGCUGUGCCUCUUUAGACUGCCCACUGUCCUCCUUGCUUCCUCAAAUAGAUGCACUUCUGUCACAACAUGGAUAUCCACUUCAUCCCCGGAAUGCAGCAUCUUAGGAUUAUACAUCCAUCUCAGCACAGAUACAGACACAAGACAACUUUAACUCUAUAUAGAAACUGCAAAGAUGCUAAAGCCAACUUACAGUGCGCUGAUUAUGAUGACCAUUUAAGGGCAUCAUUCUUAUACAAGGACUUUAUCAAGUAUCAAAGUACAAAAACAUUUGGUGAUUCUAUUUCACAAGGGCAACCAGACAUAUCAGAUUGUGUGAACUGCAGGUUCUUUACAGUAUUUGUAUUAUCUUGUAUCAUACAUUGUGAGUUAUUAUAUUUACAUUUUUGAGUCUACUUUAGGUUUUAUAGCAUUACACACAAGCAGCUUUUUCCUAUCAGCAAUACAAAUGAUUGCCUUUCGUGCAAUUCUGUCAGGGAGUAGAAAAAGUGCCUUUUUCUUUUUAUCUACAUGUCGGUACAUUAGAAACUAUGUGCUCACCUGGAACACAUAGUCCAAGAACUGUAGAAAUAUGACUUUACACUGCAGCUUAUGAUGCUGAUGUUUAUCAAAAUCCUCAUUAAGCACUGAGCAUGAGGGCUAAUUCACUUUUUCAGAAAUCUAGGAUUCAUUUUCUAUCUCUACUUCAAAAUCCAUAAUAGAUGCAGUUUUGGAUUUAUAAAACUUUUUUUCAUUUGAAGAUGGGAAUUUCAUAUACCUCAUUAGCAUUAACUUGAAGCUUAGAUCUAAAAAAGCACUAAAACAUAUAGUUUAAAUAUUGGACAUAGAUGUUUAUAUUUAUAACAGAUAAUUUCAAUUUGAUGCAGAAAAGGAAAGGAAGGCGGGGGUUGCUCAAGGUACUAUUUGUAACCACUGGCCUUGUAAAAAGCAAAAUAACAUAGAUAAAGAGAUUAAAUCAUCUCA